UUUGUGAUUCCCAGAUCUUUCUGUUAAGCGGAAGAUUGAGAAACGCCGGGAGAAAGUACUCCGACAGUGUGCUUCAGAGAAACACUUUUGUUCAAUCCAUGCCAUCUUCAAAGCAGAAGAAAUCCAAGAAAAAUAAGAAAGAAGUGGUUGUGGUAGCAAAAAAUGAUGUAGAUGAUUCUGCCCCAGAUUCUGGCUUUUAUAACAUCUGGGAAAAUAAAGCUUUUUAUCUUCCCCAACUUCUCGUAAUGUUUAUACUUUAUAGUUUUUGUAUUCUUACUAUAUUGCUAGUUUCAAGAUUUUGUUUAUAGUAAGUGUUGUCUAUCUAUCUCUUUUCAGCUGAAUUUGAUGUCAAAGCUGGAAAGGUAAAUACCACAUAACAUAUGCUACAGAUUCUUUGACAUAACGUUUUAGUUUGUUAUUGCUAGAGGAAUGAAUAAGUGACUAACAGGUAACAAAAACUUUGGUUAUUCUGGCAGUAGAAGUUGAACCUUCGGGAUGCUCAUUCAAUCCCUCCUUUGAAAGCCAUCAGGAUUCCUUGGCCCAAGCUGUUGCUGAAGAAAUGAAACAAUACCAGAAUGAGUUGGGACCUCAGCCUGUUCAACUAAUUGUUGUUGGAGAAGUAAUUGAUGAAGAAGAUGUGGGUUUCCAUUCUUACAAUCAUCUGUGCAAUUUUACUCACCUUAUUGACUGCAGUACUUUAAAAUUAAACAUCUGUAAUUGAACUUUGACAAAACCUGCUAUUUUGUCGGAAGUACUUCAUUGAAGCAGAUGAUGGAAGUGAAGAUGAAACAAAUGAGGAGAAUUUAA
This is a messenger RNA of Rubroshorea leprosula, 807 nucleotides long. NCBI's taxonomy places the organism in Eukaryota, Viridiplantae, Streptophyta, Magnoliopsida, Malvales, Dipterocarpaceae. The record is from the annotation of a GenBank genome assembly.